AUGGGCCGAGGUGGCGGGGAGGAGGUCGGCCCUGAGCCGCUGGGUGAUGUGCAUACACAGCAGCUUGAGACCGAGGCACAGACUGCUCCGAUAACUGUGGACCUUCCUGUGGUGCCUGCACGGGCUGUGGCUUCGACUGUCACGGCGACGACAACGACAGCCACCACGAUGAUUUCCACUCGGGGUACUGAUACCCCUGCAGCGGAGGGCGCCCGCAUUUGGGCAAAGUUGGCGCAAUUCAGGAAGUUUGAUCUGCCGAAAUUCGUCGGCAAGAGUGACAACGCUUGGGUGAUUGAGCACUGGGCCACCCGCAUGGAGAAACUGUUCCGUGAUCUCCAUAUAGUGGAACUGGAUCGUAGCUUGGAGCGCGAGCUGGAGCGCCUCAAGCAGGGCAACCACACUGUUGCGGAGUACGAGCGUGAUUUUAGCCGCAAAAUUGGGUUGAUUCCCUUCGCUGUGCGAGACGAGUACCAUAAGGCCAGGAUGUUCGCGAGGGGGCUUAGGCCCAACAUUCGAUUGUUGAUCGCGUCCAACGGCGUGCUGUCCUUCGACGAGUGCUUGGAUCGGGCUCUGAUGGUGCAGAGCGAGUCGGAGGAGGUCCGAUCUGAGCGAGAUGCAUCUGAACGAUCGGGGGACAGGAAUCGUUCCCACGCCAAGUCUGGCGGUGGCCCUUCUUUCAGCAAGAAGCCACCGAAACAUCCGCGCACUCAGCAGUCGCUGGGCCACCUGCGAGCUCAGUGCCCUAGGGGUGACGGGGCCACUCAGAGUGCUGUCUCUUCCCCAGCUGCAUCCCGACAGAAUCGUGGAGCCCCCAGUGCAGGUACUUCGUUUGGGCGUCCCUCUGCAUCACGCCAAAAUGAGGGGGCGCGCCAGCCAUCUGGUGGGCGAGUCUUCGCUUUGACUCAGCCCAAGGGCGACACUGGUGGCGACGUCCUUGCAGGUAUUGUCACUCUCAACCUCACUCGUGCUAGAGCUAUUUUUGAUACUGGAGCAUCGCACUCAUUCAUUUCGCAUUCAUUUGCAUAUGAGCAUGGUCUUUCCUCUCGCCCACUUGUUGUACCGCUUCGAAUUGAGACACCUGGUGGUGAUCUAGUAGCAGACAGGUGCAUCUUGUCGUACCCUGUCAUUUUGGAUGACCGGCCUUUUCUGGCAAAUCUAGUGGUACUUCCAAUAAAGAAAUUCGACGUGGUGCUUGGGAUGGACUAG
Ananas comosus (pineapple) is the source of this 1206-nucleotide messenger RNA. RefSeq lists its product as uncharacterized. Lineage: Eukaryota; Viridiplantae; Streptophyta; Magnoliopsida; Poales; Bromeliaceae. The transcript is spliced from 4 exons. Bases 1 to 1206 code for a protein of 401 amino acids. The record is from RefSeq and is a predicted model, not a curated record.